GGGAAUUCGAAACCUCACAAAAAUGGUAAUACCGUCAAUUAUCUCACUCAAAUAAUCUUUCAGCAAGUGUAAUCAAUGUUGUUUUAGUUUAUUACCUGGUUUAUUAUCUACCCGUUUAAUGCCAUUAUGGGAUCUGCACCAUCUGCUGCUUCAACCACUUUUCAGGAGAAUGGGAAAGAAACCAAUGCAAUCACUUUAUCAAAACGUACGCCUGAGGUAUCAUCACCAGAUUCGGACACUGACAUUUACAUCGACAGUGACAGCGAAGAGGAGGAUCUUGUUACAGUUACGGUAUAUUACAAUGCAUUCAAGGAAGAAACCUUCGAACGCUUAAAAAAGUCGGCAAACAUUCUGCACGAUGCCAGAUCUGCAAACGAAGAGUCACGUAAAAAACAUCACAGGAUUCAAGAGUUAAGUUUUAUUUGUAAACUCUAUUUCGAUGCAGAGAAAAGGGGCUUUGAAAGGCCACUUUAUGAAAAAUAUCAAAAAGAACUAUGUGAAGUUUUGUUGCAAAUGGAUUUAUUGAACAUGUUUAUAGAAAUACUUGACGAAGAAACAAAAGAUACCGGGGAUAUUACCGAAGCAAGUGACAACCGAAUCAUGAUACUGGUGAUGGGAAUUCUCCAUAAUUGCACAGACAUAUCAGAUAAAUUUGCAAUUGCAGUUGCUGAGACGAAAGUGCUCGAGAUGACCAAAACAAUACUUGAUACAAACACGAAAAAUGACAUCCAAAAUGAGAGGCUAAAGCGUGUUAUUUCAAGCUGCCAUGGAGUCGCUCAUAACGUCUCUAUGAGAGAAGAGAAUGUGGAACGUCUCAGAAGUCUUGAUUUCGUGACUACGGUGGCCCCUUAUCUUAAAUCUCAAGAAGCAAUGAUUCGAAUAUCAGCACUUGCAACAUUAGCAAAUAUCGUCACAGAAAAGGAAUGUCUCAUCAUAGGCAAUCAUAUUCUUGUUGUGGCUCAACUUUUGAUGCUUUUGAACGAAGGCAUGGCAACUGAAAGUCGUAGAUGCAACGGCUGGUCAUGCAAGGAGUGUGCAUUAGCUAUACGACAGCUUGCUAGAAACGAUGCCAACAAAAAACUGCUGAAUGAGUUGAAAGCACUCCAGUCAUUAAUUGAAUUAGCAAAAUCUGAGGAUAAAGAGGAACAGAUUGAAAGUCUACUCGCAAUUUUAGCGUUGUCUUUUGACGAUAGCAUUCGUAGUGAUAUGACGCAAACAUCAGAACUUGGCGUAGUUGAUUUAUUAUUGGAUCUCAAAGAAUCUUCUGAUGACCAAAAGAUUAAAAGUGCCUGCGAAAAGACAUUGUGGAAUGUAAAGGAUGAUUUGUUAUUGUCUCCAAUCCCUUCUUACAAGAAAGCAGGUGAACGUAUGCAAAAGAAGAAUGAUCCAGAUACAAACACAGGACAUGUAAUGAUAUCAUACCAGCGUAAUGACAGGAAGUUUCUUCUUACUAUCAGAGACAAGUUGAAGGACAGUGGCUUUAAGGUAUGGAUGGAUGUGGACAAAAUGGGUGGAUGUGUGUACGAAACGAUGGCAGAUGCUGUAGAAAAUGCAAGCAUUUUUCUGAUGUGCUAUUCAAGGAAGUACAAGGAAAGUGAAAAUUGCCAGUACGAAGCUAAAUAUGCACACAAGAAAAAGAAAACAGUUAUUCCCCUUAAAAUGGAAAGAGAUUAUGAUCCGGACGGCUGGUUGGGACUUCUCCUGAAAUCGGACUAUUUUCUUGAGUUUUCUGGAAAAUAUGAUACUGAAGACAAGUUCAAAGAACUGCUUGCUCGAAUCAAGACACUAUGGUCCCAUGGACAGGACAUAGUUGAUACACCUGUGAUUGAAAAGGAGCAACAACCAGUAUUAGCUAAGACGAUAGACGAAGUAGACGCACCUCCAAAAAUGUGGCCAAAUAAAUUUGAAGAAAGACGGAUUAUUCCUUGCUCAGCUAGAAUCAACAUUAUAAAGGGAUGGAACCAACAAGAUGUUAAUAAAUGGCUUGAAAGCAAUGAUUUGAAAAAUCAAGGUAUAGACAACAUCACAGCGUUGGAAAUUUCCUUGAUGGUAAGGAUGUUGACUGAAGUUCCAGAACAGCUCUAUGAAUGUUUAAGACAGGAUCUGAAGAUAAAGACAUUAUCAACAAAGGCGAAGAUCGUAUGGGCUCUAGAUGACUUAGUACACACGGAAGAUGAUAUUCAAUAGACAACUAUCCUGGUAGUGAAUCUUUUAAGACUCUCGGCAAUUUCCGUUUGAUUACGUAUUCUUAUUCGGCUAUUCGGCAUUCUUCGGACGUAAAUUUAGCUGAUCACGCACAUUGUCUUCCGUAAAAAGGCGGAAAAUGCCGAAGUUCCAUACAGAGAAUACGUAAUUUUCUGAUUGUUAUUACAGGUCAACUAACAUAAGUAGUCAGAAAUUUUGUUAUCUACAUCUAAAUUACGUAUAUAUGUAUUGUAUUUAUUUCAGUGUUAAUAAGCUACAGAUAAGGAUGAUUUUAUUUGAUGAUUUCAGACGUGAAGUGAACAUUUCACUUUUAAUAUUCAAUUUUAUCAUUCAGCAGACAGCUGUUGGCAUAAAUGAUAGUUUAUACGAUAGUGAGCUAAUUUUUGUAAGUAUAACUGAAUCCCAUAAAAGCACUUUUAAGUGUGAAGUGAUAGAUAUCGGUCUGUUACGGAUUUUUGCUUCAUGGCAUGGUGAUAGACCGAGAACGUUAGUGUGUAGAUAUAUCUUAACCCAUCAUUUUGUUCUACUUUACACAAUCAUAUAUUAUACAGUCAUAUUAGUCAAGCUGGAGCUAGGCAGAAAGGAACGGAACAUGGUCUGUAUUACACCCAGAUACAUGCAAUAUUAGGAUUAAGACAUAAUGUGGUUAUUUACUUUUAAAUAUUUACACUGUCGUUUCCAUGAUUAAUAUGUGGUCGAAAUCAGUGCUUAUGUUUUUAACUUGUGUGUUUAUUUGUGUAAUUACUUUAUUUGCCUGGGAAUCAUGUUUUUUUCUUUAUAAUGUUUUUUCUUGUAUAGUUUUCGUGCCCAUAUCGAGCAUCGUUCGUUAUUGCAAUCAUUUUAUAUGUUAGAAAUAGCACUGUGUUAGGUUUAUUUGUACUGAAACCGGCUUUAUUUAGUGCUUUGAGUAUGUCUACUUCUAACCAUUUUUAUUUUGUUGAUCAUUAUUCAUUUCUUGAUAUUUGACAGGGAAAUGCAAAAUCUCUAUAAAACUGCUUUGCGUUCAUCUAAAUUUAUUACUUGUUCAUGACUCAUGCCCACGCUAUGGAGUGGAUGCCCACGCUAUGGAGUGGACGCUUACUUUCAGCGCUAGUUAAAACUAGUCGUUACGGGUUUUGACAUGUCAUUGAAUUACAUUGUAUAUGUUAACGCUAAAGUAGUAUGUACAUAAAAUAUUCUGGAAUUCUUGCACUUUUAUUGCGUAAAGUUUAAUCUAUGAAAAAAGUAGUAAACAGGUAAACGAAAAAUGUGAUUUGGUUAGUAACUUAUCAUUAUCUAUAUCUCAAACACCCAUACACAAACGAAAACCAUUAUGCGAGCAUAAAAAAGUGUCUCCUGUCCCAUUGAUGUGAUCCACAUAUUAGAUAUAUUUAAAUACCAGAUGACUGGUGAUACGUAUCCACAACAUAUUGGAGAUAUGAUAAACUUACUGUUAAGGGCAUGUACAAUUAAUUCACGUUUUUUUUUUGUAUUAAGAUAAAUUUUAUUUUUUAUUUUUUGACAACAUAUGCAAUGUGCAUGUAUUGCAGAUACAUAAAACAUUUUGAACUAAAUAAUUACAAAACACUUUAGACCAGAGAAAGGUAAACGGGUUGUAAAUCAAGUUCAUCUAACAUCGGUGAUUCAGUCCGUCCCCGAAGAUAAAGAUGUUGAAUAUCACCUUAUGGACUACGUACAACUGAAUGGUUGCAAUUAAGGUUUUCGAAAAACAGUUUUGCAAUGUACAUUCACCAGAAACAUUCAGUAUGUAUUCCGAUUGUGCUAUAUAUUGCAUGUGUUAUGUAAUAUAGUUUACGUUUUCUGUUUCAUUCAUAUAUAAUAUAUUUUAUGAAUUUCGUUUCUUUUGAUUAUAUUGUCUUCCAUUCCUUUUUGGCGGAAAAAAUAAAACGGUUUGUCUUAGCGAACGAAGACAGUCUUACAGUCUAUGUACACUACUAUUGUGAUUUCUGGGAUUUCUUUCAUUACGGAUAAAAUGAGUAAUUUAGCGUGAAAAAAAAGCUAUUAUAUGAAUGUUAUUAUUACAGAGGUCAAUAAAUCAUUUCUAUCAUG
Mercenaria mercenaria is the source of this 4254-nucleotide messenger RNA. RefSeq lists its product as uncharacterized. Bases 127 to 2187 code for a protein of 686 amino acids. The record is from RefSeq and is a predicted model, not a curated record. Lineage: Eukaryota; Metazoa; Mollusca; Bivalvia; Venerida; Veneridae. Gene Ontology annotation, biological process: signal transduction. The transcript has 10 exons.